Molecule: messenger RNA, 1775 nt
Organism: Rosa chinensis
Lineage: Eukaryota; Viridiplantae; Streptophyta; Magnoliopsida; Rosales; Rosaceae
Exons: 3
Coding region: 115-1200 (361 amino acids)
Cellular component (GO): nucleus
Source: RefSeq, a predicted model, not a curated record
UUUAUAUAUCUAUCGGCCAGUCUUGGGAAAAAAAAAAAAAAAAACAUUUUUAGAAGGAAAGAGAGAAUAAGCUUGGUCGACAUUCAGAUCAGGCUAGGUCUCUCAACUUUGAUCAUGUCGGUUAGAGGUCAAUUACAAAGUACAACAGGUAUUCCAAAGGCAGUCAGUAGCAUAAAGCUCCUGGACGUGCUACUGGAAAUCCUCAGUACUUGGGAUUUGGAAACUGCUACCGCCGGAAGCGUCCGCCGGCAUCUGGAGAAGGAUUUUGGGGCUGAUCUAUCGGACCCAAAAUAUCGUAUCAUCAAAGAAAAAAUCGACGUCUUUUUUGAGGAAGGGGAAGAGGAUGAGAAUGAAGGUAAAGGUAGAAGAAGAAGAAAGAGAAAGAGAAACGAGAAAGAGAUAUGUAUAGUGUCUCCACAGCUUCAAGACAUUGUUGGAGAGGGUCCUGAAAUGGCCCGAGCCAAGGCAGUGAAGAAAAUUGUGGCUUAUGGUCGGGAAAAGGGUUUGCAUAAAAACAAGUCUAUUAUAUAUACUGAUGAUAAAUUAGAGGCCCUUUUUCCUGGCAGGAAAUCUAUUCAUAUAUUUCGAAUUGAUAACCUAUUGGCCAAGAACAGUCAUAUACAGCCGCUUAAAGUUAUGAAGCUGUGCAAAGAAUGCAAGGUGAGGAGGACGAGGACGAGGAGGGAAAAUGAGACUUGUGAAUGUGAUCAAAUUGGGGUGAAAAGUCAGAGGAAGGAUACCCAACAGAAACAUAACCUAGCAGAGGAAGAUAUAAGAUCGUGGGAUACAUUGCCACACGAUAUUCUGGUGAAAAUCAUUGAUUUACUUUGCGGUCCACUCAAGUAUUGGACACCCAUCUCACCAGCUUUCUCCACGCGUUACGCGUCCGUCAGCCGCUCAUGGAAAUUGGCAGUCCUUGAUCUAGUGUUUCCACCUAGUGAUGUGCUUGAUCUGCGAGUCCUUGAUUCACAUCCCUGGAAAUCUUGCCAUAAGAUGUUCUUUCAUUACCUCAGGAUUGCCUUUAAAUGCCGACCCACCAGCGGUUGGACAACACUAUACUUUCCCAACGAGACUAUAUUUGCCGAACGUCCCUUUCUUCAAAAUAACACUUUUAUGAUCAAAAAUGAUAUCCUGACUUUGAUCGCUGAGAAGUACGUGAGAGACUUUUCUUUAAUUCCCUCUCUUAUGGAUAUUCUUUAACAAUGAAAGGUAAUUAAAUAUCAAUUUCUGGGUUUUAUAAGCUUAACUAUCGUUUAUCGUUUAUGCAUAUGGAUGGACGUUGCAGGACACCCGGACUGCGGAAUCUCAUUUUACCUGGGGAGUUGAAGAACUAUAUAUUUGGCAAGUUGGCGCCUAACUGGAAGAAUUUGAGAAAAGUACGCAUUUACAUUUCUGCUUAUAAUUUUGUUGCUCUCCAAGCUAAUUGCAAAUUUAUAUGUGAGCUCAAUUUGUAUGGACGCAUGGACGAGAAUUUAGCAACCAUGCUCGCUAAAUUUUUUCCAGAUCUCAAGUCUCUAGAGAUUAGUGGGUGUACAAUGUCGAACCGUGCCCUGAGAAUCAUAUCGGAUGGUCACAAGAAUCUUGAGCUACUUGAUACACAACAGCACUUCUACCAUUUUGCUGAGGCUCAAGUCGAAUCAAGUUCUAAACCAGAGAUGUAAGAGGAAUUAUCAAGCAAAAGAAAUAAUCGAAAGACUAAGGACCAUUGAUAGUCGCAUGUGACUAGGGUCCAUUGUUCAUGUUUAGUACUCUGUUGCCAAUGAUAGUCGCAUAUG